ACAUCUGUGAUGAUGUUUCACUCAUUGUCUGCACCUGUUAUUCCCCGUGACAGAGAACUUGGUGGCGGGUGGAGUGAACGUAAAAUGACGUAAGACCCUACCAAUCUGAAGGAUCUACCUGGUGCGCACAUCAGUGGUAGUGGAAACAUGACCAUGACUACGAUGAUGCUUCGAUCAUUCCUGUGUGAAACCCUUGACUCUCUGUAGCUACCAUGAGCACAACACACAACAGACACGCAUAAAAAUACAAUCCUCCCUAAUUUCCUAUACAUCACGUCUCCAUUCGAUUUUUAUUUUCUAUUAUAAAAUAACACAAAGUUCAAUUUAAAUUAGUGGCUUUUAUUCAUCUAAGAAAUGUGGUCCUUAUUUUAUUUAUACCGAUUAAUUAUAAUCUUAAGCUUGCGUCUUACCAUGAGAGAUGAUUAGGGUAGGGUUUGGCAAUUGGAAGAGACUGGAUUAGACAAUGGUUUGCGUUGGGAAUUUGGUUCUGUUUUUUUGUUGGUGAGUCACCAAGGCUUAGGCAAGGUGGAAUUUUUUUUGCGGGAAAUAAAAGCUUCUCAUUUCUCAAAGUACCUUUCAAAGGUUCGCCUUUUUUUUAAAAAAAAAUCCCUUUUCUUUUCUUCUAAUUUUUAAGAUUUAACCGCCGAGGAAAACGAGGAAGGACCAAAUACGAGAACGAGAUACUAUGUACAUGACAGCUCUUCUUUUGUUUUCUUUUUCUUUAUUUUCUUAACUAAUUGCUUGUGUUGUGCGCUUUCUAUGAUCACCUUCACAGGUGCUUUCUUCUUCUCUCUCUAUAAUCAUUUUUGUUUUUGUCUUUGAAAAAGUGUGUAUACCGAUUUGGCUUUGCUUUCACGUACGUACCAAAAAUGAUGAUUUCGGUUGUUGCUUUUUUUUUUCGGAUGAGGACUAGUAUCCUCGAAUCUAUUGCGUAGGUGUGUUUUGUUGUCUAUGAAGGAAAAAAAAAAAGAAGACCAAACGUGGAUCAGUUAAAAGAAUUUAUGCGUACUUUCUGCUGCUUUUUGUACUUGGGAUAAACUAGAUUUUCCUGAAAUCGAAAGUUUCUGUUUUGUUUACCGUUUAUGGUUGGUCUGGCAAUAAAAUUAAGAAAAUUUUCAUGUAUCCUUCCCCGUACUUGUGCACACAGUCUUAAAAAUUGUGCCCCCACUGCUUGAUUUUCCGCUACCCUUCUAUAUUUUACUACCCUCUACCGUGAUGAAGGAACGCCUAAGCAAGAAAACCGAGUUCUUUUUGGAGUGUAUACAACUCUAGAUUGAAUCGUUUAAAUGAGUAGUGUUUCUUAAAAUGUAUCUAUCCCCUCCUUGCAUUUUGUCCAGCUUCUAUAUUUGCUAUGUUACAUAAUUGGGAGAUUUUUCUUUAUUCUUCUGGUCCCGGUUUGAUUCCGUAUGAUAAAUGUUACUCGCUUAUGGUGCAUGCAAUAUUAUUAAGAUUUGAUACCGUAUUACUAUAAGGUUUCUAUUAUUGCCUUUUUUUUUCGUAUUUAUUACUGCAGAAUGUUUCUGCACCUUAUACCAAUCUUCUUAAGGUGCAUCCAUUUCAAUUUUUAAUUAUAAAUUUGAUUAUUUUAUUAUUAAUAUUUGAGUGGCUUCUAUAAUUAAUGCAUUUUUUGUUGUCUGAAUUUUAAAGCGUUUUAAGUAUUCUUAAUUAACUGCAGCAUACUGUAUAUGUGUACGUAUUAAAUCGCUUUAUUAUUAAUCAAUCCGCAGAGUAUGGAUUCUACAUCUUCACAGUUUGUUUCCUCAAGAAGGAUGGGUGUAUACGAUCCUAUCCACCAAAUUACCAUGUGGGAAGAAAAUUUCAAAAGUAACAGUAAUUUAAGUGCAUCCACAUGCUUAAUUGAGGAGGCGGGCAUGAAGUUAGAUAAUCAGGUUCAGGUGCAAUCAGAGGAUGCUUUUCAUGAAAUGUUGGGAACAUCUACGAAGUAUGACCAAGAAGCUAACAAACUUACUGAAAAGAUACAAAGACGUCUAGCACAAAAUCGAGAGGCUGCUCGUAAAAGUCGUUUGAGGAAAAAGGCCUAUGUGCAGCAGUUAGAAUCAUGUCGUUUGAAGCUGGUGCAGUUAGAACAAGAGGUUGAUCAUGCAAGACAACAGGGAUUGUAUGUUGGUGACGGAUUGGGUUCUAAUAAUUUGGAUUUUGCUGGCUCUGUAAAUUCAGAAAUAUCAAAUUUUAAGACGGAGUAUGGGCAAUGGGUGGAGGAGCAUAAUAGACAAAUCUUGGAAUUGAGAAGUGCCUUAAGUGCUCAUAUUGGUGACUUACAGCUAGAGACACUUGUACAUGGCAUAAUGAACCACUAUUCCAAACUCUUCUGCAUGAAAUCAGCUGCUGCAAAAGCAGAUGUUUUCUAUGUAAUGUCUGGUAUGUGGAAGACCACAGCUGAACGAUUUUUCUUAUGGAUCGGAGGAUUUCGCCCCUCUGAACUUCUAAAGGUUCUGGUUCCUUUGAGUGAACCCUUGACAGAGCAACAACGGUUUGAUGCCUAUGGCCUUGAAAAAUCAUGCCAGCAAGCAGAAGAUGCCCUUUCACAAGGUAUGGAAAAACUUCAGCAAAUGCUUGCUGACUCUGUUGGUCUUCCACAUAUGGAUAUUGCAAUGGAGAGGCUCGAAGCUCUGGUGAGCUUUGUGAACCAGGCAGAUCAUCUCCGAAAAGAAACUUUACGCCAAAUGUGUCGAAUACUUACCAUUCGUCAAACUGCUCGUUUUCUUCUUACUUUGGCAGAAUAUUUUCAACGCCUCAGAGCAUUGAGCAAACUUUGGGCUAAUCGUCCUCGUGAACCUGCUUAGUGCUUAAUCAUCAAUCAUUAUUAUUAUUAUUGUUAUUAUUAUUAUGAUCCUCAAAGAGAAAUUGUAAAUAUGUCUCUGCCCAUUUAUGAGUUGGUGUUUGUGAUAUCCCUAUGUGGAAGCGGGUCAUGUAAAAUGUGUAGAAUGAUGUAAUAGUAAAGAUGCAUAGUCCUUUUAUUUUCUUUAAUAGAAUUAGUUUAAGAAAAGAAAAAUAUAUAAGAAGUUAAAUUAUCUCUAUUUUUUUUAAUAAUAGUUGACUUGGCGGUGCUAACUUGGACCACUUUUCCACAUCUUUUAGAACGAAAAUUAUUCUGUUGAAUCU
Molecule: messenger RNA, 3123 nt
Organism: Abrus precatorius (Indian licorice)
Lineage: Eukaryota; Viridiplantae; Streptophyta; Magnoliopsida; Fabales; Fabaceae
Product: transcription factor TGA4-like
Exons: 9
Coding region: 1731-2804 (357 amino acids)
Biological process (GO): DNA-templated transcription; regulation of DNA-templated transcription
Molecular function (GO): DNA-binding transcription factor activity; sequence-specific DNA binding
Source: RefSeq, a predicted model, not a curated record